AUGAGUAACGUACGCUGUAACGAUCCGCCACCAACGGUGACCACUUCGCUCGCUACCAAUGACGCGGAAGCGGAUACCGGGCCAUCGAUUGCACCGGCACAGCAGCAGCAGCAGCAGCAACAGCAACCACCGGUGCAGUCCAGCAAUAAGGGUACACCCUGCCGAAUCAAUGGCGUCAAGGGCUACCAGAAUCGUACCAAUAGUAUUAUCUACUGUCCGCCAUUGUUGCGCGGUGGCAACGCGCCGAAGGAUAAGUGCAGUGCCAUCGUUUAUUUCGGCGGUGAUGUGCAGGAUAUUCCGGAAAAGAUGGAAUCGAACCGGGACAACAAGAACUACAUCAAAUGGAAUUUGGAAAACACAGCCCUACUGCUGCGGGAAUCCUUUCCCCAGUCGCACAUUGUGGUGGUGCGUCCGAUGCGGAUGGAGUACAGCACGUUCAGCUGUUUCGACAAUUUCGUGCGUGGCAACAAUGCUGGUAUACCGGACCAUACGCCCAUGCACUUUUCGCUGCAGCAUCUCGAGGAGUUGCUGAUAAAUCUCACGAAAAAACUAACGAAACCCAUCCUGGAUCAGGACUUCCUACACAAGCUGCUGAGCGCUUCCAGCACCAAGGGUUACGGUGGUGACGUACUGCCGUGCAAACAGAACAAUGUCGAUAUCUUGCAGAGCAAUAUCUAUGACGCAUCCGGCACCGAGUCGGCCGAACCGAACCUGGUCGAACUGUUAUGGUGGCGCGAAAAUUUGAACCUCGACAAGGCCAGCCUGAAGCUGAUCGGUUUCAGCAAAGGUUGCGUGGUGCUGAACCAGUUCAUCUACGAGUUCCACUACUACAAAACGCUCACACCGGACGACAGCACGAUGAUGCGGUUGGUGUCACGCAUUAGCGAUAUGUACUGGUUGGAUGGUGGGCAUGGUGGUGGCAAAAACACCUGGAUUACGUCCCGCAGCCUGCUCGAAACGCUCUGUCGGUUGUGCAUCAAUGUGCACGUACACGUUACACCAUAUCAGAUCCAGGACGAUCACCGUCCGUGGAUACGGAAGGAGGAGAAAGCGUUUACCGAUCUGCUGAAGCGGCUCGGGGCGGCUUUCGAUCGCCACCUCUACCCGAGCGAAGCGAACUCCACCAACCUGUACACGCACUUUGACGUGCUGAACCGAUUUCGCCAGCAUCAGAUCAGUCUGUUCUCGCAGCAGCUGCACCAGCCGCAGCCGGUCCCGCUCGUACAGCAUCAUCCCGGCGCCGGUGGUAAUUAUCCGCGGUCACCACCGGACGAUAAUGAUGAGCAGGAGCUGCAACAGCAGGAGCAACAGCAGCAGCAGCAGGGUAUCGAUUCACCAGGCCAUGAUGAGUACAGUACGGUGGGUGAUGAAACAAUCGUAAAGGAUGCCACCGCACUCGAUGGAGACGGUAGCGAGGGGGAAGAGCUCGAGGAGGAAGACGAUGUACCGAUGGUGGCAGUCACCGCGAUGGAGACGGGCGAGGACAAGGGUGAUAAUAGCAUGCAGCACGACAACUGACAAUCGGGACACGAUUGUAUGAACUACAUUUCGGUAUUC
Messenger RNA from Anopheles maculipalpis, 1557 nucleotides. RefSeq names its product mitochondrial protein C2orf69 homolog. The record is from RefSeq and is a predicted model, not a curated record. Lineage: Eukaryota; Metazoa; Arthropoda; Insecta; Diptera; Culicidae. Gene Ontology annotation, cellular component: mitochondrion. The transcript is spliced from 4 exons. The coding region runs from base 1 to 1518 and encodes 505 amino acids.